AUGGCAGCCCAAGGCUCAGGAGCAGCGCAGGAGUAUGAUGUAAUUGUGCUUGGAACUGGCCUCAAGGAAUGCAUUCUUUCAGGCAUAAUGUCGGUCAGUGGAAAGAGAGUUCUGCACAUAGACUCUAAUCCUUAUUAUGGCGGAGAGAGCGCCUCCAUCUCUCCCUUGGAGGAGCUGUAUAAGAGGUUCCAUGUCUCCGGCCCCCCCAAGUCAAUGGGAAGGGGGAAAGACUGGAAUGUGGAUCUCAUCCCUAAAUUUCUUUUGGCUGACGGAGAUUUGGUUAGAAUGCUGCUGUACACAGAGGUGACCAGAUACAUGGACUUUAAAGUGGUUGAGGGAAGCUAUGUAUACAGGGCUGGCAAGAUUCACAAAGUCCCAUGCACUGAUGCCGAUGCCGUGGCAUCAGAUUUAAUGGGAAUGUUUGAUAAACGAAGAUUCCGGAAGCUAUUGCUGUUCAUUCUGAACUUUGAGGAGAACGACCCUCGGACCAUAUUGUAA
Chanos chanos (milkfish) is the source of this 498-nucleotide messenger RNA. RefSeq names its product rab GDP dissociation inhibitor alpha-like. Gene Ontology annotation, cellular component: cytoplasm. The transcript has 5 exons. NCBI's taxonomy places the organism in Eukaryota, Metazoa, Chordata, Actinopteri, Gonorynchiformes, Chanidae. Gene Ontology annotation, molecular function: Rab GDP-dissociation inhibitor activity. Bases 1 to 498 code for a protein of 165 amino acids. Gene Ontology annotation, biological process: small GTPase-mediated signal transduction; protein transport; vesicle-mediated transport. The record is from RefSeq and is a predicted model, not a curated record.